UAACAUGGAUAUAGCAAUAGAGUAGCAUCGAAAACUCUUACAGUAUUUGUUACAGAAAAGGCUUACCACAGUGGACAGCAGAAUGGACAUGGGUCAUUUAUACCACGACUCCUACUUCAGUAGUAUGGCCAUCGAGUUGGCAGUGAAAGAGAGGCUGAAGACAAGGGAGGUCAAUGCCAGAGAAGACAGAGCUCUGCAGCAGACGAGUCAGAGUUUCAACCGCGCUAGUCUGAUAUGCCAGAAGAAUCAAAGUUAUGAGAAAUGGAGAGUAGGGCAGUCACUGAGGAAAAUAAGGGAGCGAAGUCCUGGUCUGGACAGCAGUCUAGCGUUAGAGAAAGCACGAGUUGAGGCCUUGCAACGAGCUCUCCUGUCGAGGAGUUACGUCAAAGAUUCAAGCUCUUUUGGUGUCCCGGAAAGUGCAUCAUGGGUCACAAACAGAAGUGUCGCUAGUAUGAAGUCGUCUGCUGACUCAGUCAAACACAAGGAGGAAGAGCGUCUUCAGAACCAAAUUGAAAAGGUCACUCGAGAGAAACCACUGAACACAAAGUUAGGUCGUGACCUCCUGAAGCAAGCAGACUUCGUCCGACGUAGUGAGCACACGGUGAAAGCCCUGGCCAGGUUACGAUGGCGUCAAGACAAGAGGAGGCUGGACCACAGGAGAUGUAAGGAAGAGUUGAUGGCCUUUAGCAAACCGCUUAUUGAGAAAGCCAGCGUCGUCCUUAAAGGUCGAGAUGACCUUGACGUGACUCAAUUUCUGGAAGACUUUGAACACUUCAUCAUAGGCAAAGACCACAGGGACAGCCACGCGGAGGCUAAAUAUAGCAACUCGUUCAUGCAUAUACCGUCUGCUUCUGCUAGCGACGGUCCUCAUGAACUUACGCCUGAAGUACUGCAGCAAGGUGCUGAACAUUCAGACGUAGGCGUAUCCACUGGACAUUUAGUAGCGACCACGGAGCAACUUUACGCCAACACUUCAAAAGAGAAAGUGUCUCAUUCAGAAAAUGUAAAGGGGACAACACAUAACAAAGUUUCUCUGAAUUCCUACAGUCACAACGCAAGGCAUUUAGAGACUAUCAAUGCACAUUCAGAGACUAUCAAUGCACCAAUCUUUCCACUUCCUGCUAUCACGGCGCAUUCUGUCGAUGAGCGAUAUCCGGACUCUGUUGGAAGCGUAGUUGUAGCAACAACACCGGGAAACGUCACUUCCCAUAAUGCAAGCGUUGCCAAGGACGCUGUUUCUACUGAGAGUGACACACAUAAUGCUGCUACAGUCAGAGGCGGACCUCUGUCCUUGUCCUCUAGAGGCGCUGUCUGGCUCCCUCAGCUAUGGAGGCAACAUAAAAAGCGCAUUUUGAGCACAUAUAGCCUCCCAAAGCUAAAACACAGACGCAAAGUCAGACUGUAACAUUUUGUUAUAAAACUCUCGAGUCAAAUCAUAAUUGUGGAUAUAUUGGAUAUAUAAAUGUAUUCAUUAGAAUCUAUAUUACAAGCGCAAAAUACAACUGAAUGAUUCUUUCAUUUAUGUAUGUAUCAAGAGAUCCCAGCAACAGAGGAGCGGAUUCACAUGAAAUUUCGUACACAGACUCCUUUUACCUCUUAGUUGCUUGCUAAAGAUUGGGUUUUCAAAUUCGCACCCUGAACGCAUCGAUUCGGGAAAAAUCGCAAUCUUUCUACGAAACCUUUGUAUUUUAUUUUCGGUAUUUCCCUCCAAAGGCCGCAUGCUGUAUACAAAAAACAUUUACAAAUAGCACAAAGAUAAGACUUCCGUAUUUGUCAAACAUAUUUUCAUUUGUUUUAAUUUGCAUUACGUCAUAUUGUAUUGACACUUCCGCUUCCUUUUAGUCACGGCCGAACAACACUAAUAGUUAGUAUAAAAAAAAAGAUCUAUUUUGUCCUCGACAGCAGUGGCGUAGCUAGGGUGGGGAGGGAGGGGGAGAAUUUGAAAAUUCCCCGGGCCCCCACUUUAGGGAAGCCACCUAAUGAGUGUUUUUUUUUUUACAUUUAAUAUUAAGCCAAGCCUCCCGGGCCCCCAAAUGAUGGCAAAUUCCUAGCUACGCCCCUGCUCGACAGAGCAAAGACUAUAAUUAUUUCACACGUGUUCGGGUAUCUAAUAUCACUGUCUAUAUC
Messenger RNA from Biomphalaria glabrata, 2127 nucleotides. RefSeq lists its product as uncharacterized. Bases 83 to 1405 code for a protein of 440 amino acids. NCBI's taxonomy places the organism in Eukaryota, Metazoa, Mollusca, Gastropoda, Planorbidae. The record is from RefSeq and is a predicted model, not a curated record. The transcript is spliced from 5 exons.